GACAAACCAUGACGGAAGCACUCACAACGGCGCUCAAUGGCUUAAGCUUGGAGGAUUUACACCCACUACACCAGACAAUCUUGCAGGGACAAGCUACGAUAAAUAUUGGUACUAUUGGACACGUAGCCCACGGUAAAUCAACAGUUGUGAAGGCAAUCUCAGGCGUACACACAGUUAGAUUUAAAAACGAAUUAGAGAGGAAUAUUACUAUUAAGUUAGGUUACGCUAACGCUAAAAUCUACAAAUGCGAUCAACCAACCUGCCCUAGACCUGGUUGCUAUAGAUCCUACCCUUCAAAUAAGGAGCCAAACCCAUUGUGUGAGCAGCCAGGCUGUGAAGGCUCAAUGCACCUCAUUAGACACGUUUCAUUCGUUGAUUGUCCUGGACACGACAUUUUAAUGGCUACCAUGUUGAACGGUGCAGCUGUCAUGGAUGCCGCAUUGCUUCUCGUUGCUGCAAAUGAAAGCUGUCCACAACCGCAAACAAGUGAACAUUUAGCUGCGGUUGAAAUUAUGAAACUUAAAGAUAUCAUCAUUUUACAAAACAAGGUUGACCUUAUCCGUGAACAACAAGCUGAAGAUCAUUGGAAGUCGAUCGUCGAAUUCGUUCAUGGUACUUCAGCUGCAUCAGCUCCUAUCGUCCCUAUAUCAGCUCAAUUAAAGUACAACAUUGACGCCGUAUGCGAAUACCUCGUCAAGAGAGUUCCAGUUCCAUCUAGGAAUUUCACUGAUCCACCAAAACUCAUCGUUAUUAGAUCAUUUGACGUUAACAAACCUGGUUCAGACGUUGAUGAGCUUAAGGGUGGUGUCGCAGGUGGUUCUAUCCUUCAAGGUGUUCUCUACAUUGGUCAAGAAAUCGAAGUUAGACCUGGUAUCGUCACCAAGGACAACGACGGAAACAUUAAAUGUAAACCAAUUAAAUCAAAAAUUGUCAGUUUGUUAGCUGAACAAAACAAGUUAAACUUCGCCGUUCCAGGUGGUUUAAUCGGUGUUGGUACAAAGAUUGACCCAACUCUCUGUAGAGCUGAUAGAUUAGUCGGUCAAGUUCUUGGUGCACCAAAUGCCCUUCCUGCAAUCUACACUGAACUUGAAAUUAACUACUUCUUGUUGAGAAGAUUAUUGGGUGUAAAAUCGGAUGACAAAAAACAAACUAAGGUUGCUAAAUUAGCAAAGAAUGAAGUUCUAAUGGUUAAUAUUGGUUCUACUUCAACAGGUGGUCGUGUUAUGUCUGUUAAAGCUGAUCUUGCAAAGAUUUACCUCACAAGUCCAGCAUGUACUGAAGUUGGUGAAAAGGUUGCAUUGUCACGUCGUAUCGAAAGACACUGGCGUCUUGUCGGUUGGGGUACUGUCGUCGCUGGUCAGAUUCUUGACGUCGAAAGUGAAUAAAUGUUUUAAUAUACUUUUACAUACUCUCCUACUUUUAUUUUUGCAUACACUUAUUUGCAUUCAAUAUAAUACAAGAAUAAGAAACUAAAACCAAGAUAAACGUAAAGCUAAAAACGUUAACAUUUCCAAUAAGAACGUUAAAAUUGACUAAUAAGAACGUUAGAACUGACUCAUAGACCAUAUGGACCUGGCCAACUUAAUGUGUGGGCAUUGACUAAUUGAUAUGAGUUGUUAGAAGAGAAUGAAGGUGAAGGCGUUGGUAAAUCUGGUCUGGAUCUCUUAUUGGAGGUUUCCUUAGCGGAUUUCAUUUCAUCGUAUUUAGUGAUUGUAAACCAUUUAGCGCUUCCUUUACCACGAUUCAUGUUUAGGCGUGGUGUAGAUGGUCUACGUUUGUUAUCAUCAGAUGGCCCUAGCAACGCUGCAAUACUCAAUGGGUUUGCAGGGUGACUAAGUUGUGGUUCAGGAAGUGGCUCAUGUACCUUAUAACGUGGCUGUGAAACUUUACCAUUAGAUUGUACGAGCUCGGCAACACCCAACCAUAUAUUGAAAUCAUCAAGGAAUUGCAUCAUUGAUCUCUCAAAUUGAGCUUUAUUAUAUUUGUUUUCAAGGUAAUCAAAAUGUUGAGACAGGUCCUUGCAAUCUGCUUCAAUCGUCAGGAAAUCCGAUAAUCUAUCUGACAUUAUCUUAUCAAACUGCAUCCUAUCAUCAUCUUGACUGUUCGUAAAUAAAGCUUCCAAAGAAUCUGAGAAUGAAGGUAAAGAAUCUGGAUCGAUUGAAUUCCUGUCAUUAUUUCUAUAUGUUGGUUUUCCAAGUGACAUUAUUAUUUCAACUGGUUUUGUGCCUUUCCAGAAUGACUUUUUAUAUCCUUGUAUAGUCGAGAAAGUGAGUAAAUCUGCCAAUAAUAAGUACCAAUCUUUACUAGGUUUUGAAUGUUCCUUGAAUUGUGAAGAUGACUUAUGCGGUAGACUUUCUUUUCUUUCAAAAGAUCUGUGGAACGUAAAGUCAGAUUCCAACUGAUCAACAAAGUGGUUGAAUCUAUCAAAAGAUAUUUCUGAUGAUUGCAUCAUUUUGAUGAGGUGAUCUUUGCGACUUUUGUAAUUGAUUGGUAUGUCACUGAGUAAAUGAUUUGAUAACCUCACGAAUAAAGGCAGAAUGUCUAUGAGAUUAUUAUAAGGGUUAACGAUGUUGUUGUUUGGCUGUUGAUCUACGUAAUCUACACCAUGGCAACCUUUAUAAUAUAAGGUUUUGACGUAACCAAACGCUCUCCUUAUUUGAGGCAUCGAUUUGUAGUUGUGAGAAGGCUGUUGAUUGAGACCACCGAAUGCCCAAGCAGCUUCUGGACCAGCACCUCUAGGGAUUGAGCUGAAAAUAGAACCCUUAGGUGGUAAAAGAGUUGGUUCAAAUGAAGGGGAGUGGGGGUAGAGUUUAAAGAGGAAAUCUAAAUUGCUGUUUGUAGUAGGGACAUUGUUUAGUGUGUUCAAUAUUUGUAGAAGGAUAAUUCUGUAUCUAAGUGUAUCAUCCAAUAUAGAGUUGUCUAACAAAUGCAAAAGACUGUUGUUUAGUUGCUGUACACUAUCUGAUUUCUUAUCUAUGAGCUUGUUUGUGUUUAUCCAUAGAAGGUACUCGAUGAUGAGUGAUUUCGAGGACUUGUUGAUAGAAGGGAUGCUCUCGAGGUUGGAUAUGAGCUGGCUAUUAGGUAGAGCCCCCCUUGGUUGCUCGUUAUAGUGGUUCUUAAUUAUAAUUGACAUUAAAUCGUU
This is a messenger RNA of Wallemia mellicola CBS 633.66, 3142 nucleotides long. RefSeq lists its product as hypothetical. Lineage: Eukaryota; Fungi; Basidiomycota; Wallemiomycetes; Wallemiales; Wallemiaceae. Gene Ontology annotation, biological process: formation of translation preinitiation complex; positive regulation of translational fidelity. The record is from RefSeq and is a predicted model, not a curated record. Bases 9 to 1385 code for a protein of 458 amino acids. Gene Ontology annotation, cellular component: eukaryotic translation initiation factor 2 complex; cytosol. The transcript has 3 exons. Gene Ontology annotation, molecular function: GTP binding; GTPase activity; translation initiation factor activity.